AUGGAUCCUUCCAAGAUUCUCGGUUUCCUACAGAAUCCACUUGUUCAACUUCAAGACGAGUGUGCGAGACACAAUGCGACAAAGCUCCGAAAUGUUGAGUUGACUGAAGAUCUCGAAAACAAAAUGGCAAAAAUUUAUGAACUCUUCGCGCAGAGGGAUGACUUGAUGGAGGACAUCGGCGCCACCCAGACUGCCAAAAUGGGUCUUGAGAAACAAAAUGCUGAAUUAAUUGGAAAACUCGAGAAGAUGAACAUAGCUAUGCAAGAACUCAUUACGGAGAGGGAUUCCUAUAAGAUGGAGAUCCAAGCCUUCAAGGAGGUUGCUGAAAGAAAUUGGAAGGAAGAUUAUUUGAAGAGGAUUCUGGAGCUCCAGGGGCAACAUGAUAUUGCUCUUUGCGACAAGGACCGGAUGAUCCACAAUCAAGGCGAGCAACAUGCCAAGCAGAUCGAAGACAUGGACCUGGAACUUAAAACGCUUAAGACCCAGCAGGAGCAGCAUGCCAAGGAGCUCAACGACAAAGACCUUGCCAUCAAAGAACUGGAGGCCCGUCUAUCUGCUGCAGAGCAGAAUAGGAAGGAGGUCGUCACGGAGCCAACGCAACUCCACACUGAGCUCGGCAAGCUCUAUUUGGAGCUCCAGGAGGCCAAGAAGCCACAGGAGGCUCUGAUGGCUCGAUUGGCUGCUAAAAACAAGGGAAUCGAAUAUCUCACGAAACAAUAUGAAGCAAAGCUGGCUGCCAAGGAUUCAGAAAUCGAAAGAUUGACGGAGAUUGUUAAGGAUGGAGAGGAGAAGAAAAAGAUUCGGAUGGAGAUGGUUGCCAACCUUCGGAAGACAAUAUUCGCCAAGGAAUCGGAAAUAAUGAAGAAAUUCAAUGCAAUGAGACAGGAGGCGCCUCAAAGUCCGAAGCUUCUGAAGCCAGAGCCCUCUAUUGAGUAUGAGGACAUUGGUCCACGUCGCUCUAAUAGAAAGUUCAGAUCAGAGUUGCACCAUCAUCUGGUCCAUCUGCCUCUAAUUAUCCCUCAUGAUGGACCGAUCUUCCCUCCAGAUCUUUUGUUGAAUCGACAGCAAGAGAUAGUGACGGAACAAUAG
Molecule: messenger RNA, 1089 nt
Organism: Caenorhabditis remanei
Lineage: Eukaryota; Metazoa; Nematoda; Chromadorea; Rhabditida; Rhabditidae
Exons: 4
Coding region: 1-1089 (362 amino acids)
Source: RefSeq, a predicted model, not a curated record